Molecule: messenger RNA, 950 nt
Organism: Perca fluviatilis (European perch)
Lineage: Eukaryota; Metazoa; Chordata; Actinopteri; Perciformes; Percidae
Product: probable phosphatase phospho1
Exons: 2
Coding region: 165-950 (261 amino acids)
Molecular function (GO): phosphatase activity
Source: RefSeq, a predicted model, not a curated record
UUAAAUGGGAAUACCCUCUGUGCGCUAUUGUGGGAGUCUCCUUUAAAAAAAAUCUUGUUGUGUCACUGGGAUGCAGUCGCCGGAGCCGGGCACCAAGUCUACCAUCCCCGCCCAUAUGACCACCGCCGAGAGGGACCGCUCACCGUUUCCUCCACACACCAAAGAUGACAGCUCCACCAAACCUAACCCAUGCAGCGCCACAGCAUCAGCGCUUUUUGGUGUUGUUCGACUUUGAUGAAACCGUCAUCAAUGAGAACAGUGAUGAUGCUGUUGUGCGUGCUCUACCAGGGCAACAGCUUCCUGAGUGGCUGAGAAACAGCUACAGGGAGGGGCACUACAACGAGUACAUGCAGAAGGUCUUGGUUUAUAUGGCGGAGCAGGGCGUGUCUGAGGACUCCAUCCAUUCAGCGGUGGAGAAGAUCCCACCCACACCUGGCCUCCUGUACCUCUUUCAGUAUCUGCAGAGCCACGAGCAGGACUUUGAGCUGGCGGUGGUCUCCGACGCCAACAUGUACUUCAUCGAGACGUGGCUGGAGCGUGCUGGGGUGCGUCACCUUUUCCGGAAGAUUUUCACAAACCCGGCAAGUUUUGAUGUGACUGGCCGUCUUGUGCUGCUCCCUUUCCACUCCCACUCGUGCUGCCGUUGUCCUGACAACCUAUGCAAGCAGGUGAUCCUUCGGGAGUAUCUGGCAGGCCGACAAAAGGAGCGUGGUGGUGCUCCCUUCCAGAGGGUAUUCUAUAUCGGAGAUGGGGCCAAUGAUAUCUGUCCCUCUCUGGCUCUGGGGCCCCGGGACACAGCCUUCCCCAGGAGGGACUUUCCCAUGCACAGGCUGCUGCUGGAGAUGCAGCAGUCCCAGGCAGCCAUGUUCAAGGCAAACAUAGUUCCUUGGGUCAGCGGCGAGGACAUAGUGGACUGCCUGAAGAAAAUUAUUUUGGAAGAGAGAUGUUAA